This is a messenger RNA of Frankliniella occidentalis (western flower thrips), 2208 nucleotides long. RefSeq names its product nischarin-like. The record is from RefSeq and is a predicted model, not a curated record. Gene Ontology annotation, molecular function: protein kinase binding; phosphatidylinositol binding. Bases 393 to 1775 code for a protein of 460 amino acids. The transcript is spliced from 2 exons. NCBI's taxonomy places the organism in Eukaryota, Metazoa, Arthropoda, Insecta, Thysanoptera, Thripidae. Gene Ontology annotation, cellular component: cytoplasm.
GGGGCAGGUUGGCAGCACUGGCCACGUGAGGAUCGUCUGCUGGUGUUGUGGUUGUGGCGAGAGCAGCAGCAAGCAAAACAACGGCAUAUGGCGUUUGUGGCGUUAAAAGAGACAGUGUCAUCGCCCGUUUUGAAUGAGUGAAAUUGGUUUCGGCGCUGGGACAGGCAGGGUGACUGAGACCCCCUGCUGAUGACAUAGGCCCCUCUCCUCGUGACCGCUAGGCUGUCUGCCAGCCUUGUCACUCUGCUCGUCUAGGAAGUGACAGCUAACCUAUGUCCGAGCCGCUGGGCCGUCACCCGUCUCUUGCUUCGGGUCGAUCUCUGUAAAAGUCCCUGCAGACCCUGUGCUUUGCCAACAGUUUCAAGCUCAGUGCUUUUGGCGAGGGAAGUACGAUGGCGACCUUCUUAGCCAACAAGCACUGCACCAAAGUGUCCAUUCCAGAGGUGGAGCUGCAGCAGCCUAACAACUACAUGGUCUACCACAUAGCUGUCGAGGUCGGAUCCGUCUCAUGGAAGGUGUCCCAUCGUUACAAGAACUUUGUGGACCUCCACGAAAAGUUGGUGGCGGAUCAUGGGGUCGCUAAAGAUCUGUUACCUCCCAAGAAAGUGAUUGGCAAUCGCGACCCAGUAUUUGUAGAGAAGAGGCGUUCUGCGCUUGAGGUGUACCUGGCAAGCGUGCUUACUUUCCUGCAGCAAACGAUGCCCAGGGAGCUGGCGCUAUUUCUUGACUUUCACAAGUACGAUGUCCUAUUCAUACUUCAAGAACUGGCUGUCACCUUUUUUGAGGGAGGCGAUGAAUAUCUGAGGAUGUCUAAGGAUUAUGAGUUCUCUCCUCUUCAGCUUCAUGCUAUUAGUGAAAGACUGAAACAGCCCUGUCCUCCCCGUGAAAUGGUUGACAAAAAAUUCGACUUCAGCCAUGUUCUAGAUUUCUGCUAUCAGCUCACAAGUCUCAUGAUACACGGAUCUAGCAAUACAUUUUACAACAGUAAUAUUGUUUUUAAUAAGUUGCUUUUUGAACUGUCUUCCUUUAAAGCUGUAGAUACAUUGUUUAUCAGUUCUCUGCCUGUGGCCAACAUUUACAGCGUUGGACCUUUAAGAGACAACUUAGUAUCGCUCACUGUGCAUCAUUGCCGGCUUGAGCGCAUCUCACACGUUCUUCUAUGUGACGAUGUGCACAAGGAUCCCUCCUCUAUUGGGGACCCCCAAAUGUGGAAAAAGUUAAUGUGUGUUAAUCUCAGCAAUAAUGAGAUAAGUGAAAUAGACGCCUCUGUCAAGCUGAUGCCAAGGGUGGAGAGACUUGUUCUGAACAAUAACCGCCUGUACUCCCUGGAUAAUCUGACGCUCCUUCCCCAUCUCGCUCAGUUGCACCUCGCAGCAAAUUGCUUCACAAGUCUUAUUAAUCUCCACUACAAAAUAGGAAAUGUUGUGCACCUUGAUCUCUCUGAAAACAGAAUAUCAACUUUAGAGGGUUUCUCAAAACUUUACUCACUAGAAACAUUAAAUCUUGCAUCCAAUCAGAUUUCAGAUAUUGAUCAGGUAAAACACAUCUGUAACUUACCUUGUCUGGAAAACCUUGUACUUACUGGAAAUUCAGUUGCUAUAGUUGUUGACUACAGAGUGAAGGUCCUUGAACAGUUUGGGAACCGAGCAACAUCUAUUUGUCUGGAUAAUGAAAUUUCUUCCCAAAAAGAACACGACACUGUUGCUGUUCUCCAGGCCCUAAGGAAGGCUAGAGAGGGAAGAGCCAACCCUCUUGUACAUUCCUUAACUCCUUAAAUAUAAGAGUACAAUAAUUUUAAUUAAUAAUUAAAGUUUCUAAAAAACAUGUGAUGUAAGUCAAAUGGAGUAAGCAGGUUCUUUUUCAUUUGAUUGAAGACAAUAUUAUUCUAGAUAUAAAGUUUUAGUAUAUAUACUGCAAUGUAUAUAAGAUAGUAUCUUAUGAAUGUAAGCCAAAUCACUUGUGAUACUGUCACUACUGUUGUAAUUUUCUCUUCCAAUUCUUUUAAGUAUUACAUAAAUCCUUCUCUGGACAAAUAGUCCUCAAAGUCAUGUAUGUUUCUUGCAAACCAUGUAUUAUAUUUCUGUGAUACGAUUUAUACUCUAUGUGUAUGUAUUUUCUGUUGUAAUUAUAUGUUGUCAGACCACAAUUAUACCAUCAUACUCCAGUAUUGGACUAAUAUAGCAGAUAUCAUUUAUUUUCCUUGCUUAA